Microthlaspi erraticum is the source of this 861-nucleotide messenger RNA. The record is from the annotation of a GenBank genome assembly. Lineage: Eukaryota; Viridiplantae; Streptophyta; Magnoliopsida; Brassicales; Brassicaceae.
GCAUUUUUGCAUAUAUUGGCGGGAGCCUCUGAGUAUGAUGAACUUCCUGUGCGGCACAAUGAGGAAAAUUACAACAAAACACUGUCGGAGAAAGUUCGGUAUCCCGUGGAUAUGAACCAUCUAGAUGAUCCUCAUGUGAAGGCGAAUCUGCUCCUCCAGGCACAUUUUUCUCAGUUGGCACUUCCAAUCAGUGAUUACAACACGGAUCUAAAGUCAGUCUUGGACCAAAGCAUUCGAAUACUCCAAGCCAUGAUUGACAUCUGCGCAAACAGUGGAUGGCUCUCAAGCUCGCUGACGUGCAUGCGUCUCUUGCAAAUGGUCAUGCAGGGCAUGUGGUCCGAUCAAGAUUCGUCAUUAUGGAUGGUUCCAUGCAUGAAUGAUGAUCUUAUUGGAUCUCUAACCUCAAGAGGAAUCCACACGCUGCAUCAGCUAUUAGAUCUUCCAAAGGGAACUCUACAAAGUGUUAUCGGAAACUUCCCUGCAUCUAGAUUAUCUCAGGAUCUCCAGCGAUUCCCACGAAUCCAAAUGAAUGUGAGGAUCCAAAGGAAGGAUUCUGAUGGCAAUAAGAAGGCUUCAACGCUGGAAAUCAGAUUGGAGAAGAUAUCAAAGAGGAAUAGCUCGAGGGCAUUGGCCCCUCGAUUCCCGAAGGUGAAAGACGAAGCAUGGUGGUUGGUUCUUGGUAAUACUUCAACUUCUGAACUUCUUGCUGUGAAGAGAGUUUCUUUCACUGGUCGUCUGAUCACACGCAUGGAGGUGCCUUCAAACAUAACGUCUCUUCAGGAUACGAAACUAAUCUUAGUAUCAGAUUGUUAUUUGGGGCUUGAGCAAGAACACUCCAUUGAACAACUUGGACGACGCUGA